CAGGGAGGAAUAGGCAGUGGCUCAGAGGGCUGCAGAGGAGCCUGGGGACGACACACGCAGGAAAAGGUGGGUGCGGCCUCACACCACGGAGCACCCAGCUCCAGCCGCCUCGUAGGAAGGUGCAGCUGGAGCAGCCGCAGCAUGGGGGUGCGCGUGGGAGCAGCCCUGGGCGUGCUGUGCUUCUACCUUACAGGAGCCGUCGACGUCCAGGUCCCUGAAGACCCGGUGGUGGCCCUGGUGGGCACCGACGCUGUCCUGCGCUGCUCCUUCUCGCCCGAGCCCGGCUUCAGCCUGGCGCAGCUCAGCCUCAUCUGGCAGCUGACGGACACCAAGCAGCUGGUGCACAGCUUCGCCCAGGGCCGCGACCAGGGCAGCGCCUACGCCAACCGCACGGCGCUCUUCCCGGACCUGCUGGCGCAGGGCAACGCGUCACUGAGGCUGCAGCGCGUGCACGUGGCCGACGAGGGCAGCUUCACCUGCUUCGUGAGCAUCCGGGACUUUGGCAGUGCUGCGGUCAGCCUGCAAGUGGCGGCCCCCUUCUCGAAGCCCAGCAUGACCCUGGAGCCCAGCAAGGACCUGCGCCCCGGGGACGAGGUGACCAUCACGUGCUUCAGCUCCCGGGGCUACCCCGAGGCCGAGGUGCUGUGGCAGGAUGGGCAGGGCGCGCCGCUGUCCGGCAACGUGACCACGUCGCAGACGGCCAACGAGCAGGGCUUGUUCCACGUGCGCAGCGUCCUGAGGGUGGUGCUGGGCGCCAAUGGCACCUACAGCUGCUUGGUGCGCAACCCGGUGCUGCGGCAGGACGCGCUGGGCUCCGUCACCGUCACGGGGCAGCCCCUGGCGUUCCCCCCGGAGGCCCUGUGGGUGACUGUGGGGCUCUCCAUCUGCCUCGUCGUCCUGCUGGUGGCCUUGGCCGUGGUGUGCUGGAGAAAGAUCAGGCAGAGCUGUGAGGAGGAGAACGCAGGAGCUGAGGACCAGGAUGGGGAUGGAGAAGGAUCCAAGACUGCCCUGCGGCCUCUGAAGCACUCUGGAAGCAAAGAAGGUGAAGACGCAGGCUGCUCAGAUGACGGACAGGAAAUAGCCUGACCUCAAGGACCGGGGAGCCGCCGACACCUCCCCGCCCCGGCUCCCACCUCUGGCUGCGUCGGCGUCCCCAUGGAGCCCUGCCACCAAGAGAUGGGUCCCCUUCAAAGGAUGUGACACACAGGCCACCUCGCAGCCUUACGUGACUCCCAAGGCCCCUGCUGCCUUAUUUCUCUGGCGACACGACACAGACCCCAGCUCUGAGGCCACGUGAUCUCUGCCUGCCGUUUUUCUCAAGGACGCACUACUCAGACUCACCCCCUGCCUUAGUUCUCCAAAGACCAGGACACGGUCACCCUGCCUAGGCACCUGCCGGGCUCGGCACACUGGUCCUCACCUCUGCCUCCCCCUGCACAGAAUCCGUCUCCUCAGAUGACCCUGUGGCCUCACUGUGCCUCAGGCUAUCCGCUCCGGCUUCCUCCUGCUCUGCCCGGUGUGGCCCUUCUGUCCCUCACAGAGGGGACAUGGCGUUCCCCUCCUGCAGAUGCGUGUGCUGGCACACCCAAGGAUCCCCGUCCAGUCUGCUUUGCAGGGCCCUGGCCUGUGCCCACGACACCCCCUCCACGGCCUGCCCACCCCAGGGAAGCAGGCGCUGGUCAAGCUGGCUCCCUGGGGGCUCGGGGGCCCCGGGGUCAGCGUCUGCUCCUCUGCUCUGCAGCUGUGGCCGCCUUCAUUCCUUUCCUUUCGUGUGCGGUUCAGUUCCUGUUGGUCGAGCUACCCGGGGUGUCAGCACCACCGCAGGCCUGGGGCCUGGGGGAGACAGGUCCUCCCUGGGGUCUCGCUGUCCCACUGGGGGACUCAGCAGCAGCACUGUGGUCUGCAGUGCACAAGAGGCAGCCUUGCCUGGCACCUGGCCGUACCCCCUCUCGUCCCCUGGACGCCUCGUCCCCAUGCACCCCAGUCCUUACGCAGAGCCUGGGGUGGGGGCGGGGGCCUGGAGAGAGGGCCUGUCCUCACCACUGAGCCUGGCAUGGGUGGGACAGGGCCAGGAGAACUUGGGACGCUGAGGGGACUGUCCCCACCAUGGUGCUAUUCUGGGGCUGGGAUGGCCCUGGCUGGCCUUGGCCACUCCUUGCCCCCGGUGGAAUGGAACUGCUGAUGUCCCAUUGCCCUCCCAGUGCCAUGUGUCCCCAGGAGUGGGAGCUCUGAGCGGUUCUAAUUUAAAUGUGGGACUCUGAGGAAUUUUGUAAACUGGGGGUGUAUGUUGGGGAAGAUAAAUGCCUUUGUAAAAAGCCUC
This is a messenger RNA of Tupaia belangeri chinensis (Chinese tree shrew), 2320 nucleotides long. RefSeq names its product CD276 molecule (gene CD276). The coding region runs from base 142 to 1086 and encodes 314 amino acids. The record is from RefSeq and is a predicted model, not a curated record. Gene Ontology annotation, molecular function: signaling receptor binding. Gene Ontology annotation, biological process: T cell receptor signaling pathway; regulation of cytokine production. The transcript has 8 exons. Lineage: Eukaryota; Metazoa; Chordata; Mammalia; Scandentia; Tupaiidae. Gene Ontology annotation, cellular component: external side of plasma membrane.